AUGUCAAAUCUGAACCGCACUCGUGACCGUAUCACCCCUCGUUUUGUGAGCGUGGAGAACGUGGAAAGCGAUGCCGAAGCGGAAAGCGAAAAUAGUAACCAGGGGGAGGACAUCCCAGUUCAUGAAGAGAAUUUCCCCGACAACAAUGAUGAGGCGGAAUCAUUCCUUCAACCUAUGUGGUCAACACCAGAGCUGCUGGAUCAUACUGCAGAAACAUCUGGCUUGCCAAUGGAAGGAGUUCCUCUGGCUUGGCGUGGAAACAACACCGGGAAAUCACUGAUAGUCGGAUAUGCGUGUGAAGGGUUCGUUACUGGACGAUUGAUCCCAGCGGCCCGGCGUCCCAUUCCCUCUCGAGCACCUAAUAUAUCAGAGCAAAGUCUUGCUCGCCGAAAUGGAGAUGUUCGGACCGAGCGAGAUAUUAAAGCUUGGGGAAUGGUCGCAUGGCGGGUUGAUAAGAUGUCGAUCAGCCAGGACCCAAUAUCCUUAUUAAUACCAAUGACUGGAGCAUGGUAUCCAGAGACGUACGUCUAUAUUUUUUGGUGGAGAGGAGAUGAGAGCUGGGAAUCGCGGCAUAAUCUUCGAUAUGUUUGUGCUAGCAACCACCUAAAGACAGACAUGUUAAUCUACAAUGUGGCGAAGGAGCAAGAGGCCAACUAUCGCGAGGCACUUACAGGAGUGAGGCCAGACUAUCCUCCAGCAACUACCCAAAUGAUAAACAAUCAUUGGAAAAAUGUGAAUGCAUAUCGAGGUGCACACUGGAUUCAACCACGUGCUGAGAAAAACAGACGCAUAACGGGAAUUGAAUUUGAACCAGUUGUCAAGGAAGAAGACAACUCUCCCGAGUUCGACAAUGAAAUAGCUUCGAGACAAGGUUCCAUUGUCGGCAGCAACAGUGAUGCCUUCGAAGAAGCUGGAGAAGAAUAUGACGAAGGAUAUCAUGAUGGCUCCAAUGAGGGUGAUGAUUUUGAGGUCGAAGAGGUGGUUCGGCGUUAUUUGACCCCUAUUGAUGAAGAAGGUGAGAGCAGGGAUUUCUUCACGCCUGAGGUCACCCCCAGCCGAGCCCGAGGGCGUGGUGAAGCACAGCAAAGAUAUGGUAUUUCUACUCCCAGAGCGACCAGGUCCCCUAGCUUUGGUCACCUAUUCCAGGGGAAUAGAGGCCAGGCCCGACAGAUGCCAGAAACGCCACGUAAUCGGCACAUUCCGCGCUCCAGCCAGGGUAACUCCAACCGCUCCAAUCACCCGAACCGGGGCGAUGAGCAGCGGACACCACAAUCCAGCCGCCCUCAUCGCUUUAAUCAGGACAAUCAGCGGCUACGGACUCCGCAGUCCACUCAGGGCAACCGCUCGAACCAGGGCGAUCAGCAGCGACAGACCCCACAAUCCACUCAGGGCAACCGCUCGAACCAAGGCAAUCAGCGGCUACGGACCCCGCAAUCCACUCAGGGCAACCGCUCAAACCAGGGUGAUCAGCAGCGACAGACACCACAAUCCACUCAGGGCAACCGCUCAAACCAGGGUGAUCAGCAGCGACAGACACCGCAAUCUACUCAGGGUAACCGCUCGAACCAGGGCGAUCAGCAGCGACAUACCCCACAAUCCACUCAGGGUAACCGCUCGAGCCAAGGCAAUCAGCAGCGACAUACCCCACAAUCUACUCAAGGUAACCGCUCAGGCCAGGGCGAUCAGCAGCGACAGACACCGCAAUCUAGCCGCUCUAAUCGCCCCAACCAGGAAAAUCAGCGGCAACAGACCCCGCAAUCCACUCAGGGCAACCGCUCGGGCCAGGGCGAUCAGCAGCGACAGACACCGCAAUCUAGCCGCUCUAAUCGCCCCAACCAGGAAAAUCAGCGGCAACAGACCCCGCAAUCCACUCAGGGCAACCGCUCGGGCCAGGGCGAUCAGCAGCGACAGACACCGCAAUCUAGCCGCUCUAAUCGCUCAAACCAGGGUGAUCAGCAGCGACAGACCCCACAAUCCACUCAGGGCAACCGCUCAGGCCAGGGCGAUCAGCAGCGACAGACACCGCAAUCUAGCCGCUCUAAUCGCUCAAACCAGGGUGAUCAGCAGCGACAGACCCCACAAUCCACUCAGGGCAACCGCUCAGGCCAGGGCGAUCAGCAGCGACAGACACCGCAAUCUAGCCGCUCUAAUCGCCCCAACCAGGAAAACCAGCAGCGACAGACCCCACAAUCCACUCAGGGCAACCGCUCGAACCAAGGCAAUCAGCGGCUACGGACCCCGCAAUCCACUCAGGGCAACCGCUCAAACCAGGGUGAUCAGCAGCGACAGACACCACAAUCCAUCCGCUCUAAUCGCCAACGAACAUCGCAAGGUAGCGAAGGAGACCAGCGCAGUGCAGGAUUAGACAUUGCCCUAGCUGAGGACAACCAGAGUCAGCACCAACAGCGACGCGGUCCAGGUCGCCCCCGCCGUGACCUCCGCAAUCCACCAAGUAACCUACCCACACGACGUAGCACUCGAAUAACUCGAGUCCCAACAGGGCCUUAG
Penicillium soppii is the source of this 2508-nucleotide messenger RNA. RefSeq lists its product as uncharacterized. Lineage: Eukaryota; Fungi; Ascomycota; Eurotiomycetes; Eurotiales; Aspergillaceae. The coding region runs from base 1 to 2508 and encodes 835 amino acids. The transcript has a single exon. The record is from RefSeq and is a predicted model, not a curated record.